Messenger RNA from Arxiozyma heterogenica, 1026 nucleotides. RefSeq lists its product as uncharacterized. The transcript has a single exon. NCBI's taxonomy places the organism in Eukaryota, Fungi, Ascomycota, Saccharomycetes, Saccharomycetales, Saccharomycetaceae. The record is from RefSeq and is a predicted model, not a curated record. Bases 1 to 1026 code for a protein of 341 amino acids.
AUGCUUAAACCAACUGAACCAUCUCCAUCAUAUAGCAAAAUGAAAUCACUAUGUGAAAUAUAUUAUGGGUUUCGUCCUAAUAAACCAAUUUUCACACCAGAUGACUAUCCAGAUUUGACUGGCAAAACAGCACUUGUUACAGGCUCCAACUCAGGUAUUGGUUUGGAAACUACAAAGGCAUUAUAUAAAAAAAAUUGUGAUGUUAUUAUGGUCGUACGAAAUGAAGGUAGGGGUAACACUGCUCGUGAUUCUGUUAUGAAGGAAAUCUCUGGCUCUAAAGGGAACCUUUACGUUGUGAGUGGUUGUGAUUAUUCAGAUUUAUCUUUAAUUAAAGCUGUUUCUAAGAAAAUUGAAAAUGUCCUUAAGGAUAAACCACUCAGUAUCAUUAUUCACAACGCUGGUCUAAUGGCUUCAGCUACUGAUUUAACUUCCGAACAAGGCUAUGAAUUAAUGUUUCAAACUAACGUUUUAGGUCCACAAUUGUUACAACAUUUUCUAGAUCCUCUAUUCUUAAAAAAUGAUUCUGAUUUAAAGAGAAUCGUUUGGGUGUCCUCUGGUGCACAUUUAUUGGGUCCAAAGGAUUAUGGUAUCUUCUGGGAACAUCCAACUUUUAAGGGUGUCCCUAUCAAAAAAAGACCAUCUGCUCUUGCACUAUACGGUCAAAGUAAAUGUGGUAAUAUCUUCCAGGCUAAAGCUUGGGCUACUAGGAACAAGAACUUGGUUGAUGAAAUCGGAUGUGUUUCUACUUCAUGUUAUCCAGGUAAUUUGAAUACCAAUUUACAGAGGGAUUGGAGUUGGAUUAGAAAGACUGUUUUCAGUAAACUAAUGUGGGAUGCUAAAUAUGGUUCCUACACAGAAUUGUAUGGUGCUUUGUACUCAGGUUUGGAUUCUAAAGAUCAGGGUGCUUAUAUUUGUCCAUUUGGUGAAAUUCAUGAUCCUCGUGAAGAUGUUAAGGCCGGGUUGAAGAACGGUACCGAUCUAGUGUUCUGGGACUAUGUUGAAGAAGUUAUCAAACCAUUUUUUUAA